Messenger RNA from Rhodofomes roseus, 1314 nucleotides. RefSeq lists its product as uncharacterized. The coding region runs from base 141 to 1160 and encodes 339 amino acids. NCBI's taxonomy places the organism in Eukaryota, Fungi, Basidiomycota, Agaricomycetes, Polyporales, Fomitopsidaceae. The transcript is spliced from 2 exons. The record is from RefSeq and is a predicted model, not a curated record.
CCUCCAUCUGCCCGCUGCAACAGGGGCGGGUCUGAAAUAGGUACGUUCUCAUUCUCCCUCAGCGAGAUCAUCAGUAAUGACUGCUAUGCUCUAGAUGCACAUUGUACUAGCCGGAACCGACUAGUGCAACACUCGUGAGGAUGCCAAGCAUCAUGCCUAAUCAAUCCCGUAAACGCCCUCGCGCGGACUCUGACACACAGUCCGUUGCGGGGGAGCCCGUAAAGGAAUCCAAGGAGGGCUUCACGAAGGACGACGCGUUCUGGUAUCCCGACGGGAGCAUUGUGCUGCUCGCGGGGAAUAUCGGCUUCAAGGUUUACCAGGGUCUCCUGGCGGAGCAGUCAGAGGUGUUCGCCGACCUCUUCACGAUCCCACAACCGCCUGAGGUGCCGUCCAUCGAGGAGUGCCCCACGGUACACUUGUCUGACACGGCGCAGGAGCUGAGAGCCUUGCUGUCGGUCAUGAUCCACGGACGAAAGUACACUCACAACGACGGCGCCCACCUCGAAGACAUCGUGGCGUGGGCUCGUAUGAGCCACAAGUACCAUAUUCAAGAUCUGCUCGAUGACGCACUGAAGCGACUCCGGCGCUUCUUUCCCCCGAGAUUCGUCGAGAUGAACUCCUCCGACCAUCCGGUGCAGCCGCUGCACGCCAUUGCGGUAGUCAAUCUCGCCCGGUUGACGGAGAAGAAAUACUUCAUUCCCUCAGCACUGUACUACUGCUGCAUGCUCAACGCUCACACCCUUUUGCACGGCUCCUCCCGCUCGGAUGGUACCGUCGACCGUCUGAGCGAUGACGAUCUCGAGCGAUGCAUUCAUGGGAAGGCGGUGCUUGCAGGACAGCUAGCUCUGAGCCGCUCAAGUAUACUGUGCCCACUGGCUAGCGAGGCGUGCGCGACGCCGGACAAAUGCGCGUUUGCGAUCAUCCUUCUCCACGUCAAACUCGCGGGUGGGAGCCGGGGCGCCGGUGCGACCGAUGCGCUCGAGUCGUGGCGGAAGGAUAUCGAUCGAGGAUUGGGAGUGGUUCGCGAGCAGUCGUACGUAUGUACUACGUGCGUCAUGAUGUUGUACAAGAGAGAGAUUUUGGAGCGUAAAAAGGUGUGGUUGAAGUUGCCGUCUAUUUUCAAUUUUACCAUGAGGAACUGGGAGAGAAGUGCUGCUUGAGAUGCAGAAUACGCGAUGUAACUUUAUCCAUAUCUUGAUCUAUAUCCCGCGUCCCGUUCGAUGAGUAUUGUAGAUAUAAUAACACCAUAACAACAUCUUACGUACUAGUAGUUAGUAUCGUACAAUUUAUCAAUUGGCUAUGUUGACUCCGCUA